Ceutorhynchus assimilis (cabbage seed weevil) is the source of this 282-nucleotide messenger RNA. NCBI's taxonomy places the organism in Eukaryota, Metazoa, Arthropoda, Insecta, Coleoptera, Curculionidae. The record is from the annotation of a GenBank genome assembly.
AUGGUAGAAGCCGUGUUCUGCGAUACAAGAACAAACAUAGAAAUCUGCACUACUGAACAGGCGAUAAACGCAGCAAAGGAAGUGGAAAACGGAACACUUGGCAGAACAGGGGACAGAAAAGAGAGAAAAACCUACGCCUUAAUUGUGGACAAUGAAGACGAAUCUUUAAAGGAAACAAUAAGGAAAUUCAAAGAACGAGUAGGGAAAACCGACCGGACUAAACAUAAACACUGUUUGAGAAACCAAGGAGGGAAAGGUGUUGAUCACGAUGAAAAAAGAUAA